This is a messenger RNA of Pelobates cultripes (western spadefoot toad), 16408 nucleotides long. Lineage: Eukaryota; Metazoa; Chordata; Amphibia; Anura; Pelobatidae. The record is from the annotation of a GenBank genome assembly.
AUGGCGACCAAAACAACGCGGUCUCUGGCGUCACAUCCUGUUCCGGUAGGUGACCGCUUCGUGAAGUCCUACGACGGACACUUCCCCCCGGGUAGGAGAAGCUGGUGCAGAAAGGUUCCUGGUUGCUGCUCUGGAGUCACCAUGGAGACGGGAUGCUGCUGCGCGGAGCCCUUGUGGAUCUCGGAGGCUCUGAGGGCCCUGAGCGUUGUAAUGCAAAGUGCAGGGACCCCAUCUAUGGUCUGGUUCAAAGAAAGCAGCCAGAGGAAUCUGAAAAGCAGAGACUUCCUGGUCCCUAAUGGAGCUCUAAAGAAAUCCUUCCCUGAUGGAAAGGUGGGCAUCAUGGGCUAAGCCUCUAAGGCAUCAGGGAACCGUGGGGAGGGGGCAACACAGCCGGCCUAUGUAGGAGGGAGGAAGAAAAGGGGUUCAAAUACAUAAUAAUAAUAAUAAUAAUAAUAAUAAACACCUAAUAACAAAUUAGCACCUCUCCUCUCACUGAUGUUUAUAUAAUAAUGUCAGCUUAUUAUUUAUUUAUUUAUUUCAUUCUGCCCAAGUAAUGAUUAAUAAGAAUCUAACAGGAUUUUCAUUUUUUUUUUUUUUUAAAUAUGAAACCAGUUUUACACCUUUGCGGAGUAUGUUGAAAUGUUAUAUAAAAAGUACUAAAAAGUGUUGUUUGUGGAGAGGUUGGUUAUUUAACCGGCUAGAAAGCUGCAUAACUGUUGUCACAUAUUUGCCUUUGUUAUAGAGUAAAGUAAUCGAAAGUUUUGUUUGAUUUCAGGUUCCUGAAGAACUUAUACAGAAAUUGUCAUCCUUGAAUGGACGUGGAGUUCCUCCUAUCCAAAGAUGCCUGCAGAAUGAAGCAGGGCUUGUCAUACAGUUGGAUCGGACGGCUGUCUUCCACCGAGUGCUGUCUGACUUUUCUCCAUACUUGAAACACGCACCAGUGGCUUCUGAUAAUGAGCCAAAUAUUGUAAUACUGAACUGUGUCCCUUUGCAUUCAUGGGAGGGCCUGAACACAUUCAAACUAAGCCACUUAAGAGCUGUUCUUGUUGCAGAUCAUUUUGCUGAGUUGCUGCGUUUGAGAGGGUGAGGGAUUUACCAGUUUUACCUUGUAAUCCUUAUUUACAGUUGAAUUGUGUGUUGUUGUUUUUUUUUUUAUGCUUGUACUUUAGAAAGUAAAAUGUAAAUGUCUAAGGAAAUUUUCUCUCUGUCCACUUGAAAAAAAUGAAAACAUCAAAAGAUUAAAAUAAAUAAAAAUGAUGAGGUUGCAGAGCAGAGGAAACAUAUAUAACAUAUCAAAAGAAACCAAACAAAUACUCAGCAUUCCUUGUGAUAAAUACAGAAGUGACUUUUAGUGCUUACAAGCAAUUGACCAAACUACAAACUCGCCGAAGUCUUUCUUCGAGCCUGUGUAGCAUGAAGCGUGUUUGGGGAGAGGCGCUUUGUUGCUUAAAUGGCUAUAUAUUUAUUCGCCUUGUCUCUCGGUGGUGCGUGUACUUCUCUAUUUGGUUAUGGUUAUAUCUGAAUUUUUAUCUCUCCGUUUGUUAUAUGUUGGUGCACGAUACUCCUCCAUGUAUCAUUUGUCGUGUGGUGCAUUCGCUCGCUCUUUGGGCGGGGGGUGGAGGGGAUGAGAUUGGGUCUGUGUCCCGUUGGAUAUUAGUGGGUUUCGUGAUUUUUUUUUCCCACGUCUUGUGGGCUGCUCUUACGCUCGGGCGGUUACCAAAUUGUGUCGUUGCCAUUAAUUCGUAUGUCCAGUUUUCAUCUACUUGCCUCAUCAGCUCGGCUAUUGAUGGUGUUGUGGUUUUUUUCCAUAGCCUGGAUACCAGCAAGUUUGCCGAUAUCAAGGUGUGGUACAUAAUGAUUCUAAUUUGCUUUGGGGUGCGGAGUGGUAACAUGAACAGUAGACACUCCUGUGGCUUAUCCAACCUUAUGUUAGGUGAUAUCUUUUGAUGCAGUUGGGUCACCGCUUCCCAAAAUGGGCUUAUUUUGUCACAAGACCACCAGAUGUGGAGCAUCGUACCCACCUCCCUCCCGCACCUCCAGCACGAGUUGUUUGGGGCCAUAUUUUGUGUAGCUUUGCUGGUACCAAGUACCAUCGGUACAUUAUUUUUCGCUGCAGUUCUAGGUGUGUGGCGCACGCUGUGAGCCCUCGGUGGGCCGAAUAUGACCUGUCCCAGUCUUCAUUUGAGAAUGUCUGACCUACUUCCCUGUGCCAGUCAUUUUUGAUCUGCUCUAGUGUGUGUGUUUGUUUUGAGACUAGAUUAUGGUAUCCCCAGGACAUUGCUUUCUUUAGUGGUGCUGUUCUUACACAUUGUCGUUCAAAGUUCGUCAUGGUUUUUUCGUCAUCUAUUCCCGGUCGGUUUUUUAAUUUGCCUGCCACAUAUUAUUCGAGCUGCAGGUAGGAGAAUGUGGUUGUGGUGGGUAGUGUAUAGUCUGCUUGAAUGGCUGGUAGUGUUUUCAGUUUGCCUCUGUCAAUGACCUGGUAUAUGUGGUGGAUUCCCCCUCUCCUCCAGAUGUUCCAGUGAAAUGUGGGUAUUUCCAUGCCUAUUGUUUGUAUUGGCGUGGCCAUGGGUAGCUUAGGGUUAGACACUGGUUUGUUCCUCGUUGUGCUCCACACCCUCAACAGGUUCCGUGUGCUUGGUAACAGAGUCUCUCGUAUGAGUUUUGGGCAUUUCUGUAGCCAUAAUACUGCUCGGAGGUCGUGUUGGGGAGCCCAGUGGGAUUCUAUUGCUACCCAUUGUGGGGCUUGGACUGGGAGGUUAAUUUGGGCUAUAUUGUGUAGGUAUGCCGCCCCCCACAGUAUGCCAUUAGAUUUGGUAUGCCCAUCCCGCCUUUGCUCACUGUUUGUUGUAGUGUUCCUGCUGCUACUCGUACCUUUUUUCCUUCCCAUAUGGAUGUGUUUAGGAUGUGUUGCAUGUUUUUUAAAAAACGUUUCGGGAUGAGUAUUUGUAGUGUGCGAAAGAGAUAUUGGAUUUUGGGUAUGAGUGUCAUCUUUACCGCUGCUAUACGGCCUGUCCAUGAAAUAAAUUUUCCUUCCACUUUUGCAUGGUGUCUAUAAUUUCUGUUUGUAAGCGCUCGUAGUUUAGUUUAAAGAGAUGCACUGAGUUUUUGGGAAGCCUAAGUCCCAGAAACGUCAAGUAGUCGUUUCUCCAGUCCAGUGGGAAUGCUGUCUUCAGUUUGCCCAUCAAGUCCGUGCUCAGUCCCAUCCCCAGGGCUUGUGUCUUGGUGAUAUUUAACUUCUAGUAUGAGACCUCCCCAUAUUCACGUAUUUGUGCCAUUAGGUUUGGUAGUGAUGUUAAGGGUUGUGUAGUUGUCACUAGAAGAUACCAGAAUUUAACAAAAAUCAAUGCAACAUCAGAAGUACAGAAUUAUUACAAGUAAGAGCCCUGAAAAAACAAAAACAUAAAACUAUGCAUUUUAUACUAAAUGCAUGAAAGAAAGGUCACACAGAUAAUAUCAAGUCAAUAUAAGAUUGGAGGAAAGCAAAAUACAAAGGAAAAUAGGAUUCUCCCUUUAGAAAACAGUGCAUAUGAGAUUUUAAGGGAAUAUUUCAAUCUAUUUUCUUCUAUCUUGCUUCAGGCAGAAAGUCCACUUGAUUCCUGCAGUGCACAACAGGGAGCUUCUAGUCUUCCUGCAACAGUUCGGGGUGUCAUGGCCCUCGGCAUCGGAUGCACUAUCUACCGAAGAGGCAGUUUCACAUUUUGAACAGUACCUGAAGCAGAGUGUCUACUCCAGUGAUAGCGAUACAAACCAGAAAGAGCUGCCACCAUCUGUCCUUUACAAUGUUCGCUUGAAGCCAUUUGCAGAGAAACAUAAUUUAUGCCUGGAAGGAUAUGACCCAAACCUGGACACAUUCCUUGGUAAAGAAAAAGCCUGUCAUGUUCUUAAUUUUUAAUAACUCCAAUAAAAAUAACAGGAGCUCACAUGAGUAGAUAUCAUAAACUGUUGACCCCGCCAGGACCUGCUUCUAUGGUAUCCAAAUUAAAUGCUCCACCAAUCGAAAUUUUUGUUACUAAUGUAAUAGCCACUGCAGGGUUAUAUGCAUGCAUCUCUGUGUAUCAUCUGUGUUUGACAUAAUUUAGGAUUUCGGUGCACACUUUAGAUACUCCUAUCUUUCAUUUUUGCAUUUGUUGGCAAUCUGGCCAGCACAACGCAUAGAUUAAAUAUAUAUAGCUAUCUAAAGGGGCUGUCAUAGGAGAAGUUCUUUAAAGAUGAAAACAUCAAUGUUAGGAAAGUCAAUUUCACAUUUUUAUAUCAGAUUUCUUGAGUGAUGACAAGGCAGCGUUCAGAAAAAAGAAAAAAAAAAAGCACGCACUCUCUCGUCUCAUACAGAUAAGUCAACGAGUGUGCUACAAGUUUUCGAACAAACCUUGUUUUACUAUUUGUAAAUAAUGAUGUAAUAAGCAUAAAUAAUACCAUACCAUGAUACAUACAAUUCACAUGAAUCCUGUGGUCUUCAUUUUAGUAAGCAAGGUGGACCUGACACAUGUUGCAACCCUGCAAAGAUCUAUCCAGGAAAGCAUGGUAAGUACCUACUGAUUUGGUAUUGCGCCCUGAAUCUAUACCACAAUAAUCCAUUAUUAGGUGUAAACACACCAAGUUCCACCAACUUAUUUCCCUAUCCUAGAAACAUUAGUUCACGUUUGCUUUAUUUUGAAGAUUUAGUAAAUCUCUCCAUGGACAUAUUAAUAAAAGUAAAAUAUCAAGAGAGUGUGUGGCUGACAAAGACAGGACAAUACCAAGGACAAAGGUUUAAGGCAAAUCUUAUUAUAUGACAAUCCUGCAUGUCAUUGAAACAUUAAAACUUAUUAAUGAAACCAGAUAGAAGUGAGUGAUAGCAAAAUGUUCACAAUAUAUUGUAGGAAGAUACCUGGCAUCUCAGGUACAAAAUAAGUACAUAUUUCAUGUUAAUUCUUGCUCCAGUGGACCGGUGAAGCUGGUAUUCAGUGGAGAAAAGAACCACACUAAGAUUGAUUUAGAUCAACCAUGUCAAACUCAAAGUCUAGCAUGCGGCCGCAAAUAAAAAAAAAAAAAACUUACAUUUUCAUAGAAACGUAGGUUUAUUUUGAAAGUACAGUAUAAAUAAAUCCCCAGCAUCCCCCUCUACUAAACCACAGCACCCACCUAUACUAAAUCCCAGUCCCCCCAUAUACUAAAUACCAGUACCCACCUCUAGCAAACAAGCAGACUCCACUCACAUUGCCGCUGCCAGUAUGCGAUUCUGGAGUCCGGCCUCUGGAAUACCCCAAAUGGCGCUGUCCACAUCCUGUGCCAAAUCUGAUCCUCCCGCUACUUCUUGAAACCCUGUGAAGGUGGAGCACGUCAAUGUCACGUUGGACUGUGACGUGGCGUUGCGUGUCUCCAUGCACCUCCACUUUCCAGUCGCAGCCAAUGCAACACUGACCAACACACACUUACACUCACUGACAGACACAGACAGAUAUAUACACACACUCACUGACAGACACACUCACAGACUGACAGACACACACACACACUCAUUUACAGAAACACACACAGACACAUACUCACUGACACACACACACAGACACACAUUCUUGCACUCACAUCAUUUUCUUUAUUGCUCCCCACUUUUUGGAGCUGAUGUGGGGCCUCUCCCUGGGGAUCUUCUAUUUGCUCCCUCGCCUCCAUAUGACAUCAUAUUCUGGCACCCAGCUUCACUACAGACAGAUGGCUUACGCGAGGGAGCGGUGGAGAGCAGGAACACUGAGCUCCCUCGCUGGCCCUCCUCCACAGCCGGGUAAAUAUAAGCAGAGUAGACAUCUGCAAUAUGGGGAAAGCAGGUGCCUACUCUGCUAUAACACUGAGCAUGCACUCGCGGCCCCAUUGUGGGCCACAUGCGGCAUGGGGGGGUUAGACAUGCUUGGUUUAGAUGGUCAUGAACUUCAUUCAUAUUUCAGUUCAUACAUUUCUUUUCAGUGUUUUGGAGGAUUAAUAUAUUGUAAGCACAAACCUUGUUUUGUUUGCUUCAUUUGAUAUAUUGUACAUUUCUUUAAUUGUAAGCACUAUGCACAGUUGAUUCUUUUAAGUCAUACUAGAAAGGAAUGCAACUGCAAGGUUCUUCGCCACUAUUCAAUAUAGUGAAUAAAGUGACAUCAAGCUUAUAAUAUUGAGUAUUGCUCUUUUGUGACUGAGGUAAAAAUUGAAAUACUUGUCGAGUGGUGUAAAAUGAGGGUAUGUUUUUGAAGGUAUAUGUUGAUUAAUGCACAGCUUUAAUGACAGCUUUUUAGAUGUAAAUAGUUUAUAUUGUAUUAGAAAACAUGGUGAGUAUACGAAAGAGAGAGAGAAGGCGGAGGGGAUAUAAUCAUGUUGAUUGGGCAAACAUAUUAUCAGUCAGUGUUUUAAACAUUAUUAGAUGAUCAUGAUAUCUGACAACAAGGACAGUCUGCAAGCACCAUAAUAAAACUUGGUACUGCCCUGCUUGUGGUUAAAUGACCUAUCUUAAAAAAUAUAUAUUCUACUUUAUCCCAGACUUGGUCAAAACCUUUUUUAAAACUUUUGAUUGGAAUAAAAACGAAUGAUUAAGAAUAGUCGCGUUCUUUAACGUGUUAAUUGAUGAGCUUGUGGUAGUACUACCACCCCUUUAGCCCUAUUCCUGUAGUAGCUGCGUAAUGUACUCGCAAUAUAUCAAAACAAGAUUUUUAGUGAUCUUCUGUAUAUCUUAAUUUUCUAUACCGAUGAUCACCAGAACCACUGCUGCUUAAAGGACCACUCUAGGCACCCAGACCACUUCAGCUUAAUGAAGUGGUCUGGGUGCCAGGUCCAGCUAGGGUUAACCCUUUUUUUAAAUAAACAUAGCAGUUUCAGAGAAACUGCUAUGUUUAUGUUAGGGUUAAUCCUUCCUCCAAAGCCUCUAGCGGCUGUCUCAUUGACAGCCGCUAGAGGUGCUUACGUGAUUCUCACUGUGAAAAUCACAGUGAGAACACGCAAGCGUCCAUAGGAAAGAAUUAUGAAUGCUUUCCUAUGAGACCGGCUGAAUGCGCGUGCUCAUUCAGCCGAAAGGGAGGAGAGGAGGAGGAGAGCUCCCCACCUGGCACUGGAGAAAAGGUAAGUUUUAACCCUUUCCUCUCCCCAGAGCACGACAGGAGGGGGACCCUGAGGGUGAGGGCACUAUAGUGCCGGGAAAAUGAGUAUGUUUUCCUGGCACUAUAGUGGUCCUUUAAUGUGGUGGUUUUGGCUGUGUUUUCAGAGAAAAGACAGUGUUUACAUUGCUACCUAGUAGCACCUCUUGCAAUCAUUACAGAGCAUAGACACGCUGAAUGCUCCCCAUAGAGAUUCAGUGUUCAUUUAAACUCAACUAUUUACCUUUUUUGCUAUAGCCAUGUUAAAAACCUUGUGGACUAAAAAGAAUGCUUUUUUUUUUGUCCAUUUUAAGUGCAUCGUUAUAGAAGAGACUAUUGCUUUUUCCGUGGAUAUUCCCUUACCAAGAUCUUUUACCUUUACUGAUACUUUUUCCAAACGAAUUACUUUUUUCUUUUCAGGAUGAGAUGAAUUAUACUAUGGUACACAUUGUGAGCUGUGAGGACGAGUUCCAUCAGCAGAAGCUGGAUCUUCUGUGGAGGAUUCUGGAUCCUAGGGCCAGAGCAGUCUUACAGGUACUUACAGUACUAUGCAGAAAUUGCAUGGCCAUAGCACUUUAUAUGAAGGGUUAGAGGAAUAAUCAUUCAUUUCACACACACUGUGAGUGCAUGCAAUGGAUUUAGAGUUUAAAAUGCAUUGUAUAAACUUUGUGGAGAUACAGUGAUUCAAAGGAAACUGGAGAAUAGAUAUACAUUUCCAUUAGAAGAUGUUUGAUCAAAUUAGCGCUAGUAUUGUUCCUAAAAGCAAUAGUUCAAGCACCAUAAUAAGUACAGCAUGUUAUAGUGGUUAUGGUGUCAGGAGUACCCUAGCACCCGGCCAGUGUAAUCAAUUAAACCAUAUGGUAAUGGUUUGAGUUCUUACCUGGUGACUGUUAGCUGCUGCUGCAUACCCCUCUUAUUGUGGUCCUGUGAGUUAGAAGCUCUUGCUAGAAGCUUCCUGGAGUGUAGGGAUGGCUCAUUGACUAAGAGCAUCAGCUGAUCAUUCUCAGCAAAUGAGCUAAACUCUGCACCUCUGGGUUAGCUCAGAAAGGCAGGAAGUUGCAUCCCAGGGACUCCAGAAAGUUAUGUCCCAGGGACUCCAGGUAUGUCAAAUUGUUACCAAACUGUUUGACAACUUAUAUUGGGGGGCUCCAGGGCACUUCUGGCACCAUAACCACUACAGUUUACUGUAAUGGUUAUGGUGCUUGGUUUGUUCCUUUAAGAAUUAGGAUUAAAUUUAAAAUUUUAGUCCUUACUUAGAAACCACUGUUUCUAUCAACCUAUCAUUAAUUCAUAAGUAUCUGCCAUCCAGACCACUCUACUCUUACAGAGACUUGCGUGUGUCCUCUAUUCAUACACACACCUCUGACUCUCUCCAAGACUUUUCUUGAGUUGCUGCCUACCCGCUCCAUUAGACUCAACCCCUGUCUCAAUUACUUUAAUUAAAAAAAUAAACUCCCUAUCCCACUUCUUACCUCGCUAACCUGUUUAACUUUGUCUCCUCAUCAUCUAAACAUUGACUUUAUUGUAAAAUCUCUAGCAAACAACUUUUCCCAAAAAUAGAUAAUUGUACCCUUGUCUCUUUUGUCAUUUUACCGCACUAAGCCUUACAAUGUGAGCUAAUUUAAGCAAGUCAUGCCGCAACUUUUGUUGCUGAACGUUCCGAAUUGCCUUGUUCGUUAUUACUCCACCUAUUGUACAGUGCUGUGAUAUAUGUUGGUGUUUAUAAUAAUUUUCACAAUCCAUAAAACAUGCCAUUUAUACAUAUAUUUCCCCAGUUCUUUGCUGUGUUUUAUCAAAAUAUUAUUUAAUCUGUUGCAGAAACAUCUGAUCUGUGGUCCAGUUAAACUUCUGAAUCCAUCGAUGCUGGUCAGCUGCCCUCAGUAUUUUCAGUAAGACAUUCUCCAUUCAUGUACAGGACUAUAGAUGGCAUGUACCACUGCUUAUUAAGAAAAUAAAUGUGCUUAUAUAAUUUUACAAUUAUUUUGGUUUUCUACUAUAGGAUCAGGAAAUCCCAGAUGCAUGAAGCCUCUGUCAUGAAAUAUGGUGAAGUCGUACAAGGUUUGCCUAAUAUGCUUUUCCAUCAUUUAUUCAUAUGCAACAUUGUCUAAGAUGCUUUGCUAUAAUUCAUUUUCUUAUUAAAGUUUAAUACUACAGGGUCUAUUUACUAAACCAGGAAUUGUGGAGAAUUGUAGAAAAUUGCAAGCUUCGGGCUUCCAACAGUAAUUUUCCCAGCCUGGCCAUUUACAAUUCUCUUCAGGUUAUGUUGUAUUUCAUUCAUUCAUACUGGCAAUGAAGCAGAUUCUCAGUAUUUGUAACUGUGACUAUCAUACUGAAAUGAUUUAUUUAGGUUCUGUAGGGGCUGUUGAUAAUAUUAACCUCUUCUCCCGUGUGCCACCAGUGCUAUAACUGAAGACUAGGGUGCACACUAAGGUAAUAGCCACUCCCAGUGUCUACAAGCUUUUUGGUGAAAUAGUUCUAAAAGUGUAGCAAUCAGCUGGGUACAUUUUUACAAAUCAUACAGAUCUGCUCUGUAAAAAUAGUAUCCUAUAUGUUUGCUCUUGUCUCAGCUGUCUCUAAAUAAUUCCAUCAGCUUCAUCAAGAAAGCAAGUACCCAAAUAGGCAUAAUGGGACAGUGGUAGAUCAGUUAACGUACAUAUCAUGCUUUAAUACUUAGCAUAGUUUUCAGAAUUUUGAUGUGUAUAUUCUGUAUUGUGCAGGUAACAGCUGGGAUGAAAUAAUUAACUCUUUAACCUCAGCAGCUAUCCACUUUGAAAUGAUGUCUACACCUCACCGCAGCCAGGUAAUAUUUUAAACAAAAUAUAAAAAUAUAUCUUCGUGAGAGAAUGUGUUUGGUUAAAAUGACACUAUUUUUAAAGCAUGGUUUGGGGAUAAAAUGGUGAUUAUUUCUAUUCCAAAUGUUCUGUCCAGGCAUGUAUCCUGUUUCCAUGUCAAGAAAAAUUGCUGUAAGACUAGUUUCUGGAGUCAUCACUACCGACGUUUAUUUCUCUGCAUUCUUCCAGGUAACCUUGGAUUUAGAAGAUGCUAACAUCACUACCAAGGGAACAAAGAGUGGAUCAUUUGUGAUGUAUAACUGCGCACGUCUUGCAACCAUGUUUGAAAGCUACAACAACGCAGUCACUCAAGGUACAUAAUCACUGGAGUUUAUUAGCUAAAGAGAUGCAAGUGUUAGAUCAAUAUUCAAACAGAAAACCUUGUGUUUCAUUAACUUUAUUAUGUCAGAUUUGGAAAGGCUAUUAAUUUAUAAAUUUACUUAAACAUAUUAAUAAUGGGUGGGAUUUACCAACUGGCUUUAAAAUCAGCAUACGUCAUAAAAUGAGUAAUGCUUGUCAGUCAGAAAAUACACCCUUUUCGAUUGUCUAGCAUGAUCAGUAGUCUAGCUUGAGUAGUCUGAUGUUUGCGUAUUACGUUGCACUUCCAUUGUAUGUUUUUUUUUUCCCUAUUAGAAGCACAUAACACUGGUGAAAAUUGGUGUGUUUUGAUGUUAAUCAAAAAACUGUUGAUAUUUGCAGCCGUAAUGCUUCCUGUUCCUUAGAAAAGUAAAAUACUCAACUCACCCUGUGAUACCCCAGAAUUUAACUAGAAAUAGCCAAGUGACACUUUCAGCCACUCCUUCAGUACUAAUAAUGCCCCCAGCCCUAUCACCCUGUGAUGUUUUUACCCCUUCUUCCUAGGUUGUAAGCAGGGCAUUCUUAACUGUUUGUGUCUGUCAACAUUAUUUUUGUCUGUCAAUUGCUUGUUGUUAAAGGGUUACUCCAAGCACCAUGAACACUUGAGUGACUUAAAGUGGUCCUGGAGUCUUUAUAUACAUCCUUUUGCUGCCAGUGGUGUCAUCUGGCUUUGUCAUUGAUGCGGCACUAGAUAGCCCAUAACAAGAGGGACCCAGAUAAGAGGACAAACCAUUCCAAAAUGCUUUGCAUCCUUACCAGGACAGAGGGGCAGGGUACUCCUCACAUCAUAACCACUACAUCAAGCUGUAAAUGUAAAGUCCUGCAGAAAAUGUUGUCACUAUAUAGCUGAUAAUAAUCAGAAGUAUUGUUAUGACCAUAGGGUGCCCAAUCUCUAUGGAUUUAUUAAAAAUAAUAGUGCCCAACCUCCUGCACAAUAUAGGACUGCGGGAUGCCAAAACCCUGGUCCUAUGUGGCUACCUCAACUUUGAUAGCUGUUAGUCUCCUUUUCUCUCACAAUCUCCCCAAAUCAUCCAUGUGUCUUCCCCCCAAAAUAUACUAUUUUCUGCAAGAUGGUUUUGUGGACUGGGCAUUUCUUAAUCUACUUAUAACUGCUCUAGAGGACUUGAGGAAUAGUGUGAUUCUGUUAUUCGUAGAACUAAUGGUUGGCCAUGUAAAUGUUAAUGGGACACUCCAAACCUCUAAAGCACAUCAGUUUGUGUCUUCUUUUUUCCCCCUACUGCAUUUUACAAAAAGUGAAGGUUUCAACAAAAAUUGGCACUUUUAUAAAUUAAUCUUGUUACACCCCCUGGCCGUCCUGUUACUUUCUGAUUUUGUUAGCUCAGUGGGGCUAAACUCAAGAGGUAGGUAUGAGCUGCAUUGGGAAGUCUGUGAUUUGACAUCACCAGAAAGUCUGGGCAGGUUUAGAAGGGGAGGGCUUGCAAAGGCUACAGACAAGAUAACUGCUGCUUUUGCAAGCUGUUUAUACAUAUAUAUGAAAAAAUACAUUAUUAAUUGCAUGCAUGUUUUCAUUUUGGGUAUAUGUACACUAAACAGUGAUUUAAAGAAAAAUAUAUUUUUAAAAUCUAUUUUGGAUAUGGAGUGUCUCUUUUACUAUUCUUCUGUAGAUUGCAUUUAUAUAAAAUAUUGGUUUAAAAUGUGCAUCAGUCACUCCUGUACUUGAACUCUGCUGCGAACAUCCACUUCUAACCUUCUGCCCUACAGUGUCACCAGAAAACAAUUAACAACUAUGGCUUCUAAAUCAAACCCAAUGUUUUAUAGCAAGAUUUAUCAUACUGUUAUUAGACGCAUGCAUUUAUAAUAUUAAAGGCAUUUUGAUUUCUGUUAUUUAGGCUCAUACCCAACAUUCCCACCUUCUGGAGACAUAAACUACUCUACUUUAACUGAAGAGGUGAGUUUAGGGGAAGUUCAUGGUUAUGCCUACCUUUCUGACAUCUGAACUCUAUGACCAAAUGGCAGUCUUCAGCGCUUUAAUCUUGGAAAGGUCAUUUCAUAUUUUCAAUGCCAAACAUAGUCAACAGGGGAGGUAUGGUGGGCAAGCAUGUUUACAACAUUGCUAAUCUGUGUAUAUUUUAAACCAUGGCCCUUGCACCAUUGAAAAUCUUUAACUUAGUGUGGACAUCCUUCUUGGCCAGGUUUGCGUAAUGGUUUCUUAAAGUGAAUUUACUCCCCUAGCUGCGUGCAAUCUGAUCUGUUCUGGCAGCUUCAGAACAGAGGUGAUCUCAGGAUAAGGAAUUAACACCAUACACAGAUUUCAUCUGUGUAAAAUGUAUCGUAGCCUCUAAUGUGGGUUUCUUACUAAAUCAUCUAUUUGCUGCGAUUCCCACUGGAAAAGAAAUAUAGAUGCAACAAAAGCUAAAAGCAAUGGUAUGGAAGAAACCCAUAUCAUAUUCUGUUUUGGCUUGUGCUCUGUGUUUAGAGACAGAUCUCUCUCCAAGUCAUACAAUGCUACCAUCACGUCUUCUGUAUUUAUGUCACACAGGGGGAAUGGCUCCUGCUGUUUAAUUAUAUCAUGACUUUCCCAGAGGUCCUCACUCAUUCUGCACAGAUUUCACUAGCAUCCCCAGGGAUCCGGGUUACGGCCAACACAGAAGCGGUAAGAUACACUUUUUUUUUUGGUAUGUCUGGUUCAAAAACUCUGUUGCCUGAAUUACACACUUUAUUAUCAUGAAAUUAUUAAUAUAUGCAUAAUUAGAUAUAAUAUGUAUUUUUUUUUAUUCGAGUAACAGAAUUUUUGAAUUAUUCUCUUUGGGGAGAUCCUCCAUUUAUUAAGGAAUGCUUUAUGCUUGAUAAAGUGAGGCUUUCUUGCAAGUUUGCUUUCAUAAAAUUCUGUUUAUCCACAACAACAAAUAAGUAUUACAAGAUACUGCAAUACAAUAUUUUUUUACUUUAAUGAGGGCUAAAUGGAUCACACCAUCACUAUGUUUUUGUGAGUUUAUUUAUCGGUUUCAUGUAUAAUCUCCACAAAUACAAUACUAGAAUGAUUUUGCAAAUGCCAUUAUUGUUUUUUCAAACAAGAUCAUUUGAGUUUGUUAUUCUUUACUGAUGGUUUGCACAGCAUACACCCGACUAGGUUUACUGGAUGUGAAUCUACACUAGAGGGCAUAUUUUUAAAGGGCAGUUGUGGGGUAGAGCACUAAUUAUGGAUCAAUUAGCAAAAAACAUUUUACCAGUUACAUAAGUGAUUACUUCAGAAUUGCUUUACCUUCUACAAUUAAAGGGUCAGAAAUUAUGCAAUUUCAUAGAGCCUUAGCCAGCUCUAGCGUGUAUAGCGUGCGGUGGUAUAAUCACCACUAAUAAGAUAUAUUGGAGGUGUCCAUUUGGUUCACGAUGACAGGAACCCCGGGAGAAAUAGACAGAUAGUGCUUUUAAUAAAACAAGUGAUGUAUAUGAUAAAAAUAGUUAAAAUAUACUCACAAAUAUAGAGCAGACGAACUGCUCUAUGAUGACAGUGUUGGUGGUUUGAUCCCCAUUUAGGAUUGCUUUGGAGUAGAGAUAAAAGAUGCCAGGAAGUAUGAAAACAGUAUUAAAACUAAAUAAAAAUGGUUAUUGGCACAGCACGCAAGUAUAGUGACCAAAGUCCUUUAAUAGUUAAAAUACAAAGUAGUAACAUCCAUUAACACGUUUCCACCAGUAUGGCUUUUUCAAUUGUUUUUUUUAUCUUUUUACUUGUCAAUAUGAGACUGAUGUCAGUACACAUUACUAGCAUUUUAGUUGACUGAACUCUGCAUUAACUGCUAGACCUUGAGCACAUUGAAGUCUGCAUACAUUAUUAGAAACUUACAUCUACAGGUGUUUACACAAAAAUUAAUAUACAAGGAGAUGGACUUGUCUUGUUGGUGUGCCAAAUACAAAAGAAACCAAUCUACAGCUAAAUUGUUUUAAGCAUUGCCGUACCCUGGUGUCGACAAAUAAUCAGCUACUACUGAUGAUACCUCUGUAGUUGCAGUUUAGCUUUAAUAGUGUUUUGUCUGGAUCUGUCUGUUCUAGGUGUGCAAGUUCCUGGUGAAUCUAAGCAUGGAUUUCAGUUCUUAUUAUAACAGAGUUCAUAUUCUCGGGGUAAGUGACAAUAUUAUUACUAUUUGUUUCUCACCAACAUAUUCUGCAGCGUUGUACAAUAUUUUAGAAUUUAAUGAAAAAAAGAUUUUACUUCUUACUUAUAGUUCCAUAGGCUGAAAAGAGACAUGCAUCCAUCAGGUUCAGCCUUUGUCACAUCUCUUUUUUGCAGUUGAUCAAACAGGUUAAAAAAAUAAAAAAAAUAAUUUGAAGGGCUUUCCAAUUUUGCAACAAACUAAGAAAACCCCCAUACCUAAAACCCAAACACUUUGGGAGGUCUCUUCAACUGCUCAUUUUUGAGGUUGUCAGCAUUUCAGACACUUUUGAAAAACUCAGUUUAGCUACAAUUGUAAUGUAAAUAGGAGCAGACUUCAGUAGGGCUUGUAUGACAAAAAUCUGAACAGAUUUCAACGUUUUAAGCAUGAAGGCACCUGAAAAAUCUGUGACUGAGCUAAAAGAUAACGUGUUAUUAAAGGCUGGAGCUAUUUCACAGAUAUACAGUUUUAGGUUUCUUUUACAAGGUGUGCGUUAUCAGUUAUGGUUUUGAAAAUAACUUGUCUAUUAAUAUCACUUUAAAACUUCACUGUCUGCACCUUUUCUCCCAUCCAGAAGUAUUAUUCUACCUUUAUCAGCCUCGUAGCUCAGCUUACUUCAUGUUUUAACCAAAGGAAGUGGAUCAGAUAGAAGAGAGUCAUAGGUCAUUCACAUUGAGAAAUUGGUACAGAGCACUGGUGGAGUUAUUUUCUAAACUGGAAAUUGUGGCUAAUUGACAAAGAAAUCCAUAUUCUAGACAUGAAUAGACAAACUGGAAACAUUUGAUUUCUACGAGUUUGCAGCUAGGUGUUUUUGGCCUAAAAUGUAUCAUUUCUUUGCUGACCUUCCACAACUUCUAGUUUAGUAAAAAAAAAAAAAAAAAACCAUGUACUGAGAAAGAGACACAGAACACCUUGAAAUGUUUGUGUAAUAAGGAAAAGGUGUCAACAUCACCAGCAUCAGUACAGUGUGAUCUGCCCUUAACUAUCUUGUUUACGUUGCUUCAUGUUUAGUUAUGCAGCAUGCUCAGUUAAAUAACACAUUUCUAUGUGUUGAGUUUCCAGUAAAUUUAGUGGUUAUUUCUCCAAAGACACUGGUAAAUGGCAUUUAUCCACCAUGCUUUUCUUUAACCCACAGGAACCACUGCCGCAUCUGUUCCAGCAGAUGUUUGCCAGGCUUCAGCUGAUGAAGGCAAUUCAGAGCAUCCUGUGCUCUGCGCUGGGCUCACUGCACAUCCCACCACUGACACAGAUAUAACAGAUCUGCUACAGAACGCAUGUGAUGCAUGUGGACUAGCCAAACUUUGAACCCAGACUCCAGACCAGCAAUACAAACCGACUUCCUAAUCUGGGGGGAGGGCAAAUUUGUUUAUACAGAGUGCCAAAGAAAACCCAACUCCUUCAUUGAGGACUUAUUACAAAGAAACGUCACCCUCAUACAGGGUAAAAAGUGGAUUAACCCUUCCAGUGCCAGAAACACCAUGCUUUAAAAAUCCACAAUGGUUUAAUAAUCUGUGUACCAGAGACUGUUUUAACAUUCCCACCUAAAGAAAAAUGUUUUAAGUUACAUGGUUAAAUACGUUGUUCAAUGCAUGCUGAAAGUGCAUUCUUUAAAAAAAGAGAAAAAGUUCUUGUUACUGAGUACAGGUUAUCUUUUAAUUUAAGCAUAGGAAAUGUACUAUAAUUUACUCAUAAAAGCAACUUCUGACAAAGUCUGAGUGGUUUCAUCUUGGCUUUCUAGCUAUAGUUGGCAGACAAUACUGAGAAAAGUAGUCCAGGAAUGCCUGAAGGGGAAGGUUUGGACCUUAGCUUGAUGUGAUACUUGGCAAGAGACAGGUAAAGAAGGAAGACGUGGCAUACAGCAGUUGAUAUGAUGUUGCAAAGCAUUGAGGGAGAUGCAGUGAAUUAGCACAGGUUACAGAGCAUGCUGGGGGAUGUAGUGUGCAGAUACUGCACUGGUACUAAAAAAAAAAAAGCAUGGGUUGCAUAGCAUGUAACGAUAAUUAAUGAUAAACCUAAUACAGGUUGUGGAGCA